This is a messenger RNA of Oryctolagus cuniculus (rabbit), 3322 nucleotides long. RefSeq names its product chromosome 7 C1orf56 homolog (gene C7H1orf56). Lineage: Eukaryota; Metazoa; Chordata; Mammalia; Lagomorpha; Leporidae. Gene Ontology annotation, biological process: regulation of cell population proliferation. The record is from RefSeq and is a predicted model, not a curated record.
GGGGCUGGGGAAGCGCCCGCGGGGAGGACGCGGGGGAGGGGCGUGGCACGUGCCGAGCGCCCCGUGGCCUCGGUUCAAACGACCCCGGCGGGUCGGCGGGUUGGCGGAGAGCAGAAGGGAGGGAGAGAAGGUAGGAGCCUGGGCCCGCCUCACCGGCCUCCCUCCAGCCCCAAGCCGCCCAGCCCCAUGGUCCCCGCCGCCGGCGCGCUGCUCUGGGCCCUGCUGCUGAGUCUGGAGCCCCUGGCGGCGGGGGCCCAAGGCCAGACCCAGACGUCCACCGGGAUGCAGCGGGUCAGCUUCCGCUUUGGGGGCCCCGGCCCUGCCCGCAGCCACCGGAGCACCAUCGGUCCCCCCCGCACCGGGCCCCGGAGGCCUAAAAUAACUCUGGAGGAUGAGAAUGACGCCGUGGCCACCGCCGACCGCCUGGCAGGCCCUGCGGCUGCCGAGCUCCUGGCCACGGUGACAGGCAUCGCCCGGGGCUCUGAGGCCAGCUUCGGUGAGGAUGAGACUUUGGAAGAGGGGGUUGUGAUAAAUGCCAGAAAGAAUAACAGCAGGAUGCUGAUUCCCAGUGCCGCCCCCAGUACAAAUACCGGAAGGAGCUCCACCUCGGGGAGGUUCGUGGCCAACACCCAAGAGCCUGAGAUCAGGUUGACCACAAACCUGCCGCGCACCACCAUGAAACCUAAAGACAUUCUGACCUCCGAGGUCACCCUGAGCCACUGGUCGACACCAGGCUCCACCCCAAGCCGGUGGCCGGCACCCUCACCCACAGCCAUGCCACCUCCUGAGGAUCUGCGACUGGUGCUGAUGCCCUGGGGCCCGUGGCACUGUCACUGCAAGUCAGGCACCAUGAGCCGGACCCGGUCCGGGAAGCUGCAGGGCCUUUCGGGACGCCUUCGAGUGGGAGCACUGAGCCAGCUCCGCACGGAGCACCGGCCUUGUACCUACCAGCAGUGUCCCUGCAACCGGCUUCGGGAGGAGUGCCCCCUGGACUCAGGCCUCUGUCCUGACACCAACUGCUCUCCGACCACCACCACCCAGACCACCACCACCCCUACCAUGCCCCCCAUCCACCUCAGACGCAGACCGCUCAUGCCGCCCCCCAGCCCCAGCCCCAGCCCAGCUCUGGCUUUUUGGAAACGGGUCAGGAUUGGCCUGGAGGAUAUUUGGAACAGCCUGUCUUCAGUGUUCACAGAGAUGCAACCAAUAGACAAGAACCGGACAUGAUGCGCACUUCAUCCACAGGAGGUGUCCGUAUCUCAGCCUCUCCUACCCUUCCGACCCCAGCACCCACUAUAUAUUUUUAGUACUAAAAAAAAAAAAAACCCACAUUAUUUGGGCUUAUUUCUUUUUAUAGAGGUAUCUGAGGAAGGGGACUCCAUCAAUCUUUUCAACCCUAAAACUGAACUUUGCACCUAGCAGCCUCUGGCUUGUUCCCCUACUCUGUCUCCAGGAUAAAAUGUUGAUGUUGCUCAUCUUCCUCAUUUCCAACGUUGUUUUUAAACCAAUCCUUUUAUUUUUUUAAAUCUCAAAUAAAUGCCAAGGAAUAGGAGUAACAAGGAACUGAGCCCUUGAAAGAUGACGGUGGCACUCUUGUCUUCCCAGUGCUCGGCCUCUCUCCUUGGAAAAGGCAAGUGUGGGCACAGAAUUCCAGCUCAGUCAUUUUCAAGGAGGUAUCUUCAGCAGCCAUGUUCUUUAAUGCAACACACACACCUGAAGUGAUUACUCUGCAAAUAUUUUGCUUCCAUUUUUUAUUUAAAAAUGUAUUUAAAAGUCCAACAAUUUUUUAAUAUAAAUUAUGACUCUCCGUUUCCAUCACUUUAUUCUUAAAGUGACAGUAGCCUACGUAUUAGACAAUGUAGCUAAAGGAUAGAGAGCACCAAAGGGAAGAUUGUGUCCAAAGAAUUGGCUUUAGAAUGAGGCUGGAGGUGAGGAGGACCGGAUUCCAGGAGCCCCCACCAUUCUACCCUGUACUGUUAACCCCUUAGGUCUCCAGAUCCCUCAGGCAACAAGAUGGGCUUUCAGAGCAACUGGCUUGACAGAGUAAAUUGGAAAUGUGUCGCCAUGUCCAAUGUUAGACCCUGAAAAACUAGAGGGAAACACACUGAAAUCAGGAAAAAUUAGAACCUCAGUCACCGCAGGUGGGGAUGAACUGGAGAGCUGGAUCCCAGUUCCCCCGCUCCUGACCCCCUCCCACUACCAUAAAACAGGAUGCUUCCUGGUACAAAGCUGAUGAGACACACACACAUACACACACACCCUCACUGCCUUCUCCUUUCAGAGCAGGCAAGUGCUCCUCUGUCUUGUUCUGCCUUCCUAAUGUAAUUAACCUGCAACAGCAGGGCCAGAACAAGAACACCUGAGAACACUGAAGGGGCCGAAAGAUUCUGCUCCUACGCUGCUUUCCCACCUAAAGCAGACUCUUCAGCCAGGCAGGGAUGGAACCUGGUCUUCAGACAAAAACUCCCUGAGUCGUAUUUGUAUCUGGUUUCAGAUCUGGGGUACAGAAAUGAGAGUAAAAAUCUGGGGAGGAUAGCUGGGGUGUUCCUAAUGCUUUCAUCCCCCCACCAAUCCCAUUCUCUGUUCAUGUGUCUACCCUGCAGGGACCCCCUCUCCCCCAGAGAGCAAGAACAGAGAAACAUGGUUACAUGUCCAUCAGACAGGAGCCUGUGGAAGCAUAAGCAAUGCACUGAGUCACUGUGUGCAGAUCUGUGCAGCCCAACUGAGGCCACCUGACAAGGAGUCCUAGCUCAUCCACAGCUCAGGCUUAAUGUGGAUGAGUGUGUGCAGGGUAGGGGACGGAAAUCACUUCAGAGUCUGAACAACAGAGCUGCAGCUCUCAGCUGUGGGCAACUUUGCCUUUAGAAGGAAGACAUUUAGCAACGUACAGUACAGCCCUCCAUUAGAAAGAAUCAUCCAGCCCAAAUGUCCUAUGUGUCCGGGGUGAACAACCUUGUUUCGGAGCCCCCUCCUACUCUUGUGCUGUGAGGAUCUUAAGGCCCCUAAGCUCACUUCCCCUAUGUAUCUCAACACCCUUCUCCUCCUCAAUGCCCAGGAAAUCCAUCUUGAGAUAAAACUCCCAGCUUUGCUGCAUUCAGGAUUUCUCUCUAGACCCCUCUUCCUCUCACCUGGGCCAGCAGGGAGGUUGGCAGAGGGCAGGCCAGGUCCCCCAAGGCUUAAAUGGAAUGUCAUCAGGUUAAGAUCCACCUCUUUAACUCUUAUUCAAUGGGAAGCAAUAAGGUUCCUAAUAAGGAUGGGGAGGUUAAACACAGAGGUAGUAGGAUGGGGGUAAUUAAGAGAACUCCAAACUUUUAAUUUUUUU